Molecule: messenger RNA, 519 nt
Organism: Striga hermonthica
Lineage: Eukaryota; Viridiplantae; Streptophyta; Magnoliopsida; Lamiales; Orobanchaceae
Source: the annotation of a GenBank genome assembly
AUGGAACCAAACAACCAAGAACAAUCCACAAGCCGGCAUUUCGAAGCCAACGGCUCGAAAAACGACGAUCUCUUAGGAGUCGGUCGGUUAUACGAGUGUGUGUUUUGCAAGAGGGGUUUCAACACGGCGCAAGCUUUAGGUGGGCACAUGAAUAUUCACCGAUCGACGAGGGAUCAUCAUCAUCAUCAUCAUCAUCAUCAUCAUAAGGCGACUACCAAGAAAAAACUCGUCUCAACAAACGAAACCCACAAGCAGCAACAAGAAAGAAAUCGUCAAAAUUUCGCGUGUCGUGAUGAUGAUUUCAUCGGCCGACCUAGCUCAAGUUUGUCGACCGAGAGUUUUUCGGCUUCUGCAAGUCCCGCCACGAAAAUAACCUCAUUCGGGAUGAAGUUUUUUGGCGAUUUGAAUUCGGGUUCGGGUUAUGACCCGAAAAUAUUGUUGGGGAACAAUAGGGAUGUGAAAAGUGCGAGUCAAUGUGAGAAAGAGGAACUUGAUUUGGAGCUUCGACUUGGCUUUUGA